Messenger RNA from Miniopterus natalensis, 1334 nucleotides. RefSeq names its product serine/threonine-protein phosphatase PP1-gamma catalytic subunit-like. Gene Ontology annotation, molecular function: protein serine/threonine phosphatase activity. The record is from RefSeq and is a predicted model, not a curated record. Lineage: Eukaryota; Metazoa; Chordata; Mammalia; Chiroptera; Miniopteridae. Gene Ontology annotation, cellular component: cytoplasm; nucleus.
AAGGCGAUGACGGAUAUAGAUAAACUCAACAUCGACAGCAUCAUUCAACAGCUGCUGGAAGUGAGGGGGUUCAAGCCUGGGAAGAACGUGCAGCUACAGGAGAAUGAAAUCAGAGGGCUGUGCCUGAAAUCCCGGGAGAUCUUCUUCAGUCAGCCUAUCCUGCCAGAGCUUGAGGCACCACUCAAAAUCUGUGGUGAUAUCCAUGGGCAAUACUAUGAUUUGCUUUGACUUUUUGAGUAUGGUGGUUUCCCGCCAGAAAGCAACUACCUGUUUCUUGGGGACUCUGUGGACAGGGGGAAGCAGUCGCCAGAGACCAUCUGCCUCUUACUGGCUUACAAAAUCAAAUAUCCCGAGAAAUUUUUUCUUCUCAGAGGAAACCACGAAUGUGCCAGCAUCAAUAGAAUUUAUGGAUUUUAUGAUGAAUGUAAAAGAAGAUAUAACAUUAAGCUGUGGAAAACUUUCACAGACUGUUUUAACUGUUUGCCAAUAGCAGCCAUCAUGGAUGAGAAAAUAUUUUGCUGUCAUGGAGGUUUAUCACCAGAUCUUCAAUCUAUGGAGCAGAUUCUGCGAAUUAUGCGACCAACUGAUGUACCAGAUCAAGGUGGUCUUUGUGAUCUCUUGUGGUCUGACCCUGAUAAAGAUGUCUUAGGCUGGGGUGAAAAUGACAGAGGAGUGUCCUUCACAUUUGGUGCAGAAGUGGUUGCAAAAUUUCUCCAUAAGCAUGAUUUGGAUCUUAUAUGUAGAGCCCGUCAGGUGGUUGAAGAUGGAUAUGAGUUUUUUGCGAGGCAGUUGGUCACUUUGUUUUCUGCACCCAAUUACUGCAGAGAGUUUGACAGUGCAGGUGCCAUGAUGAGUGUGGAUGAAACACUAAUGUGCUCUUUGCAGAUUUUAAAGCCUGCAGAGAAAAAGAAGCCGAAUGCCACGAGACCCGUAACACCUCCAAGGGUUGCAUCAGGCCUGAACUCGUCCAUUCAGAAAGCUCCAAAUUAUAGAAUCAACACUGUUCUAUACGACUGACCGAUUAUGCUUUCUUUGGCCUACAUUCUUUAUUCUGCAAUGAAGUUGAGGCUUAUAAGUUAAAACUUUCCACCAGUUUAUACAGAACUUACAUUAUCUAUGACUUUUUUAAACCAAGAUCUGUUAAAAAGAAAUCUGUUUCAACAGAUGGCCGUGUACAAUACCAUAUGAUGGAAGUGAAUUCAGACUUAUUAAAUGACGAACUUAUUAAAUCCUCUCAGUGUCCAUUUGUCAGCACAGUACACACAAGAGAACUAUUGAUGGCGUAUUGGAUAGAUGUUAAUGAAUAAAUUGCUGUGGAAACCAAAAAAAAGAAA